GUUUGGCGUAUGUCUCUGCAGUGUGCGCGUGCGAAAAUCCCUACGCGCAAUUCGUGAUUUGAGAACUCGCAGACAGUGCGUCACGUACAGUAGUACACAUACGUGCUUUUGGUGUGUGUGUGUGCUUGUGUGUGUGUGUUUACCCUCGUGCACAGUGCACAGUUCGCAGCAGCAUUGCUACAUCGAAUAGUUUAUAUCUGAGUAUACAGUGCCAGCUCGGCGCAGCUCCGGCCUGCAGUCGUACAUAUAUAUAUACGUCAGAAAACGAUACAGCGAUAAGAGGCGUCGAUUUCGCGACGUUCUUCAUUCAAUAACUGCACAUAGCGAGAUAAACGCAGGUGUGAAGGCACCGCAACAAGUCAAUCAUGAGUUAUCAAAUGCCCCAGAAUCAAUCCAGGCCGAUGUCGCAUGGAAACUAUCAGCAAGGUCCAGCCGAUUUGCCAAUGUGUUCGAGCAAGGAGCAAACCCUAAUGUGGCAGCAAAACACCUACAUGGCCGAUUCGGGUAUCCAUUCGGGGGCCGCGACCCAGGCGCCGUCUUUGAGCGGCAAGGAAGACGAUGAGAUCGAGGGCGAUCAGCUGAUGUUCGAUCUCGACCAAGGCUUCGCCCAGGGUUUCACUCAGGAUCAGGUAGACGAGAUGAACCAGCAACUGAAUCACACGCGAUCUCAGCGUGUCCGCGCGGCCAUGUUCCCCGAGACCCUGGAGGAAGGCAUUGAAAUCCCGUCGACGCAGUUCGACGGUAGCCAGGCUACGGCCGUGCAGCGCCUAUCCGAACCGAGCCAGAUGUUGAAGCAUGCUGUGGUCAAUCUCAUCAAUUACCAGGACGACGCCGAUCUCGCGACCCGCGCCAUACCCGAGCUAAUUAAACUGCUCAACGACGAGGAUCAGGUUGUCGUUUCGCAAGCUGCUAUGAUGGUUCAUCAGCUCUCGAAGAAGGAAGCCUCUAGACACGCCAUCAUGAACAGCUCACAGAUGGUGGCUGCCCUCGUAAGAGCCAUCUCCAACAGCGAGGACCUCGAAUCGACCAAAGCAGCUGUUGGCACUCUGCACAACUUGUCUCAUCACAGACAGGGUUUGCUGGCCAUUUUCAAGAGCGCCGGUAUACCAGCGCUUGUCAAGCUCCUCAGCUCGAACAUCGAGUCGGUGCUGUUUUACGCCAUCACGACCUUGCACAAUCUUCUCCUUCAUCAGGAAGGCUCGAAGAUGGCCGUGCGUCUAGCCGGCGGUCUGCAGCGCAUGGUCAUCCUCUUGCAGCGCAAUAACGUCAAAUUCUUAGCUAUCGUAACCGAUUGUCUGCAGAUUUUGGCUUACGGCAACCAGGAGAGCAAGCUCAUAAUUCUUGCCAGUCAGGGACCCGCCGAGCUCGUGCGCAUCAUGCGCACUUUCGACUACGAGAAGCUCCUCUGGACUACUUCUCGAGUUCUGAAAGUUCUCUCGGUGUGCCCGAGCAACAAGCCAGCUAUCGUCGAAGCUGGCGGUAUGCAAGCUCUCGCGAUGCAUCUUGGAAAUGCGAGUCAACGUCUCGUACAAAACUGCUUGUGGACCCUGCGCAAUCUUUCCGAUGCUGGCACCAAAGUUGACGGCCUCGAAGGUCUUCUGCAGAGUCUCGUUCAAGUUCUAGCCUCCACGGACGUCAACGUUGUCACCUGUGCCGCCGGUAUAUUAUCCAAUCUCACUUGCAACAAUCAGCGCAACAAGGUCACUGUUUACCAAGUUGGAGGCGUCGACGCUCUUGUCCGUACAAUUGUCAACGCAGGCGAUCGCGAGGAAAUCACCGAGCCAGCCGUUUGUGCUUUGCGUCAUUUAACUUCCCGACACAUUGAGGCAGAAAUGGCUCAAAAUUCUGUUCGACUGAAUUAUGGAAUACAAGUAAUCGUUAAGUUGCUUCAGCCUCCGUCUCGAUGGCCUUUGGUUAAAGCUGUCAUUGGUCUCAUAAGAAACUUGGCUCUCUGUCCCGCUAAUCAUGGCCCACUGAGGGACCACGGUGCAAUACCUCAUUUAGUUCGUCUACUACUUCGUGCAUUCCAGGAUACCCAAAAUCAACGAUCUGCAGUUGGAAAUGUCGGUGGCGCAGUACCCCCAGCCACUUACGCCGAUGGUGUUCGCAUGGAAGAAAUAGUCGAAGGCACGGUUGGCGCACUUCAUAUUCUUGCCAGAGAGUCUCACAAUAGGAGCAUCAUAAGAUCGCAAAAUGUUAUUCCCAUUUUCGUACAGUUAUUGUUCAAUGAAAUUGAAAACAUACAACGGGUGGCCGCUGGCGUACUUUGUGAAUUGGCAGCUGACAAAGAAGGUGCAGAGAUGAUAGAACAACAAGGAGCUACGGCUCCUUUAACAGAACUUCUUCAUUCACGCAAUGAAGGUGUCGCAACCUACGCCGCCGCAGUUUUGUUCCGCAUGAGCGAAGAUAAGCCACAAGACUACAAAAAGCGGUUAUCGCUAGAGUUGACAAAUUCAUUACUGCGAGAGGAUACAAACUUAUGGAACAAUGCAGAUUUUGGAAUGGGUCCAGAUUUACAAGAUAUGCUUGGAAACACUGAACAAACUUAUGAGGGUAUGUAUGGACAAGGACCACCUAGUUUACACAGCAGCCAUGGAGGUAGAAUGUAUCAGCCUCAAGGCUAUGACCAGAUACCAGUAGACUCAAUGCAAGGACUAGAAAUUGGCGGGGGUUCUACAUUUGGAGCAAUUGAUGCAAUGGAUGUAACUACAACAGAUAAUGAACUCAGCUUUGAUCAUCAUGAAGAGCUAGACAGUUCUGUUCCUGCACCCUGGUACGACACUGACCUUUGAAUAUUUAUUGCAAUAACAAGUAUUUUAUUAUUAUUGUUAGGGGUAGCCAGUUCUGAUAUUUUAUUUACUCUGACUUCGUAAUGUCGAGUAUAGCAAUAGUUUUUUUAUCUGAUUUCUCCAUGUGACCUGAUAUACAGAGAAACUGAUAAAAUGUAUGUAUUUAUCGUGAAUGUAAGUACAUACAAUUUUUAUAAUUUUUUUGUACUUUUAUUAUAACUAAUGUCUUAUAAAUUUUUGGAAAUUCUUUUGUUAUGAAAAUUGAAAUGCAGCAUAUGAGCUUAAAUAUUGUAUCAAAUUCAAACAAGACAAAUUAAUGAAAAAAGAAAUUCUUACACUAAAAUAUCAUGAAGAGAAAAUAAAAAUGACAAAAAGACAAUCUAAGAAAUAAAUCAAAGUUGAAAGAAGGUGUUCAAAACUUCAUUUUGAGCGAAUUAUCAAUUUUUUUUCGCAAAAAUUAAAAAUUAGCUUCUUUAAAAUCAAAAAUUAAAAACAACCUCUGAUAAACGUUAUGAUGUAUAAAAAAAAAGGAGUUGAAUGCAAAUAAAUAUUACUUAUAGAAUAUUAUUGUAGUGAUAAAGUGGUAGUGAAUAUUAUAUUUGCAUAAUCUUGUGACAUCUUUAUUAUAAUAAUUACCAGCAUAAUAUCUAUUACAUUAGAAAAAAGAGAUCGGUCUACAGGGACUCUACUUUACAAUUAAGUAUUAAAUGAUCAUUUACUAUGUAAUCAAUAGACCAUAGAAUGAAGUACACAAAAAAUGUUUAUUAAUCUUUAACGAAUUUUUUCAAUGUUUUACAAAAAAAUGAUGAAAGUUUUUUUGUAUUUGAAUAACCACAUGUAAACCGCAUAUAUUAUCACAUACCGAUUACUGUAUAAGCAAAAACCAUCUAUGGUACACUUGUGAAAUAAUGAAUCAAAGAUUUUUUACGUAAUCAUACUGACAAAUAUCUUCAAGUAUUAAAAGUUAUAAAUUAUAAUCUAAUUUUUCGCACAAUGAUUAAAUAAAAACUCAGUGAGUUAACAAACAAAAUGAA
Messenger RNA from Trichogramma pretiosum, 3823 nucleotides. Its product is annotated as armadillo segment polarity protein-like. Gene Ontology annotation, molecular function: alpha-catenin binding; transcription coactivator activity; cadherin binding. The transcript is spliced from 8 exons. Gene Ontology annotation, cellular component: catenin complex; adherens junction. Bases 366 to 2792 code for a protein of 808 amino acids. Lineage: Eukaryota; Metazoa; Arthropoda; Insecta; Hymenoptera; Trichogrammatidae. Gene Ontology annotation, biological process: cell adhesion; positive regulation of transcription by RNA polymerase II. The record is from RefSeq and is a predicted model, not a curated record.